AUGAGAUCAUCAGCAUUAAUAUCAGCCUGCGGGCUACUUAGCCCCGUUGCCGCCAUCAUAGUCGCAAAUGGAUCGCCCUGCGGAACUUUGUGCGGCAACGUUCUUGAUGCCACUACAUCUGAUGACAUCGUCUGCCAUGAGGACGACUACAAAACUGGCACAGGAAUUGUAUAUCAACAAUGUGUCGCAUGCGAACUAGGCAGCGACUACCACACGAAGGACAACGAGACCGAUCAACAAUGGCUACUUUAUAAUGUUCGCUAUGCAACAUCGUAUUGCUUAUUCGGUGUGCCUGAUAACGAGAAGGUUAUCAACACUCCUUGUUUAACCUCAAAAGCUUGUGGACCAUUCCGACAGGCCGUCGAAUACAAAAAUCUGUCUUCAAAAGUUGAGAGUUAUGAGUAUUGUGACCAGUGGCCGGUCCACGACACACCCGACUUUGAAGGAUGCACAGAGUGUCUACGCGCUGGCGAUAACUAUUAUUUGGCCAACUUCUUUACCCUUCUUCAAGCCGGAUGUGAACAAAAGCCAAAACCUGGCAUGGAAAUCUCUAUCGAUGGGAAUGUCUUCUCACAAGAGGUCGUGAACAUUACAGAACCUACACCCGUUGCUUCCUUGAAUCCAGACUGGCUUGACCAGGGACCCAUUAGUCUAGGUGCCAAGGUUGGCAUCGCUGCCGGAGGCGUGGUCUUAAUCUUGUUCAUCCUUGGUUUCUGUAUCAUCUGGCGAGGCAAGAGAAGAAGGAGAGCAUUCCUACGACAAAUCGAAAACCGACCCAAACCGCAACCCCGACCUCGUACCAAGAGUGGAUGGCCAGCUCAGUUGCAGAUCAACAACGACAUGCGCGAGACACCGUUGAGCCAAAGGCCGCUGAGAAGCUGGGAUGAAUCACCAAUCAGUGCCCGAUCCGAGAAGACUUUCCCAAGAUAUAUAUCUCCUUAUGGUUCUCAGUUCAACAGCCCCGUCAGCGCCACAGAACUUCAGCUCGCUCAAUGGCCAGUUAUGCACCCCAACCAACCGACAUACCCUCCGAUGCCUGUCAGCACGGCAUCAAGUACACACUUCGAGAUGUUUCCCAACAUGUAUAAACCCGACCCUAGUCCAGUAAACUCUCAAAUAGGAGUAGCUCUGGGCGGAGAUGACUCGUCAAUCAACACGCCUCAAUCAAAGGGCAAAGAUCGCGACGAGUCGUAUGAGAUGUAUCCUGUGGAUGACCGAACGCAUACUGGUAUCGGUAUUUAUCAGCCCGAACAAUAUGCACAGCAUGACUAUUUCAACAGAGAAAGCCCGUACCAUGGCCAAGUUUACCAAGGUCAGGUCUAUCAAGGCCAAGAGCAUGAGUAUGAGGACAUAUAUGGCGAUGACCUAAGGGACAGGAGACAAUGA
Messenger RNA from Fusarium graminearum PH-1, 1386 nucleotides. RefSeq lists its product as uncharacterized. The transcript is spliced from 4 exons. Bases 1 to 1386 code for a protein of 461 amino acids. NCBI's taxonomy places the organism in Eukaryota, Fungi, Ascomycota, Sordariomycetes, Hypocreales, Nectriaceae. The record is from RefSeq and is a predicted model, not a curated record.